AUUGGGCCGAACGACAUAUUGCCGGACUAGUGGACUCUUCAACUGAAACAGAGUAUUUUGGAGGUUCGAACAGAACAAAGUCAUUGAAGUUUGGUUUCUCCGACAAACGUGGAAUUGGGAAUCACAGUGAUGAUCAAGACUUUGGCUUCUGCUCGCAUCUUCUUCUCUAAAACCUCUCCAUCUUUUCUUACUCCCCUCUCUAAGCUCUCUGUAUCACAUCGCCGGAAAUUCUCAGUGAUGGCCAAUGGAAGCGACGAGUUCGUGAAAGGAAAUGUUAAUCCAAAUGGCGUUGCUUUCAUCACUCUUGAUCGACCUAAAGCUCUCAACGCCAUGAAUCUAGAAAUGGAUUUGAAGUAUAAAAGCUUUCUUGAUGAAUGGGAAUCUGACCCUAGUGUCAAAUGUGUUGUUGUUGAAGGCAGCACACCUCGGGCCUUUUGUGCAGGGAUGGAUAUUAAAGGAGUUGUUGCAGAGAUCCUAAUGGACAAAAACACGUCUCUUGUGAAAAAGGUAUUUACAGCUGAAUAUAGCCUCAUAUGCAAGAUUGCUGGUUACAAAAAGCCAUAUAUCUCUUUAAUGGAUGGCAUAACAAUGGGAUUUGGUCUUGGCCUCUCUGGACAUGGACGCUACCGCGUGAUAACAGAGAGGACGGUCCUCGCAAUGCCAGAAAAUGGAAUCGGUUUGUUUCCAGAUGUUGGAUUUUCAUAUAUAGCAGCUCAUAGCCCUGGCGAAGGAUCUGUUGGUUCUUACCUUGGUAUGACUGGGAGAAGGAUUUCCACACCUUCAGAUGCACUGUUUGUGGGUCUUGGGACACAUUAUGUACCAUCUGGAAAGCUAGGGUCACUCAAAGAAGCCAUUUUGUCAGCUGACAUUUCCAAGGAUCCCCAUCAACACAUCCAAGCAACUUUAUCAAAUUACAGCGGUGAUCCUGAAUCUGAAUCCCACCUCAAAAUGCUUUUGCCUCAGAUAGAAUCAGCUUUUAGUGCAAGUAAGUCUGUUAAGGAAACUAUAGAAGAGCUGAAGAAGUACCAGCAGAGCACUGAGGCUUCAGUUUCAGAAUGGGCUAAUGAAGCACUCCAAGGCCUUGAAAAAGGUGCACCGUUUUCUCUUUACCUAACACAUAAGUACUUCUCGAAAGUUGCUGGUGCCAAGGGUAAAAACAACAACACAAUGUCAAAACUUAACGGUGUGAUGAAAACUGAGUACCGCAUUGCUCUAAGAUCUGCAUUGCGCAAUGAUUUCACUGAAGGUGUUAGAGCAGUUUUGAUUGACAAGGACCAGAAUCCGAAAUGGAAACCAGCGAGCUUAGACGAUGUAGAUGAAACCGAAGUGGACGCUCUCUUUAAGCCAUUAAGUCCUGAAUUGGAAGAGCUAAACGUAUGAAAGCGACUUACCAAACAACAGAAGAUAUUCCGUAGCUCAUGGAUUGGUGAUUAUAGUGUUGCAGGCUUGCAGCUAUUGAACAUGUUUCAUCUAUUUAUUAAAAAAUUUCAAGUCGUAGAUUGAUCAACUUACAACAGAAGUAAAUAUUUUCCAUUAAGUCGUAUCAAUAGGGAUUGAUACAAACCAAAUAGAUAAAAAAACACAGUAAUCAAACUAUUUUUUUUCUU
Arabidopsis lyrata subsp. lyrata is the source of this 1607-nucleotide messenger RNA. Its product is annotated as 3-hydroxyisobutyryl-CoA hydrolase-like protein 4, mitochondrial. The transcript has 10 exons. Gene Ontology annotation, molecular function: 3-hydroxyisobutyryl-CoA hydrolase activity. Gene Ontology annotation, biological process: L-valine catabolic process. The record is from RefSeq and is a predicted model, not a curated record. NCBI's taxonomy places the organism in Eukaryota, Viridiplantae, Streptophyta, Magnoliopsida, Brassicales, Brassicaceae. Gene Ontology annotation, cellular component: cytosol. The coding region runs from base 130 to 1380 and encodes 416 amino acids.